This is a messenger RNA of Pseudophryne corroboree (corroboree frog), 3954 nucleotides long. RefSeq names its product cytochrome P450 2G1-like. The record is from RefSeq and is a predicted model, not a curated record. The coding region runs from base 90 to 1577 and encodes 495 amino acids. Gene Ontology annotation, biological process: xenobiotic metabolic process; epoxygenase P450 pathway. The transcript has 10 exons. Lineage: Eukaryota; Metazoa; Chordata; Amphibia; Anura; Myobatrachidae. Gene Ontology annotation, cellular component: cytoplasm; intracellular membrane-bounded organelle. Gene Ontology annotation, molecular function: oxidoreductase activity, acting on paired donors, with incorporation or reduction of molecular oxygen, reduced flavin or flavoprotein as one donor, and incorporation of one atom of oxygen; heme binding; arachidonate epoxygenase activity.
UACAUAGGCAAAGCUAACUGAUUGUUCUUAGUAGACACUAGCGGCAGACCAUCAGAUACACAGUGAAGUCAAUCCUGUGGGAGCUUAGAAUGUAUUUACUACAAGAUUUCACAUCGCUACUGAUGUUAUAUGCUUUUUUCCUCAUCUCGUAUUUUUGGUUGAAGAGAUUUUGGAGAAAUGACAACCUUCCCCCUGGACCGACACCUCUUCCAUUGUUGGGGAACUUCCUACAGUUAGGAGUAGGAGAAAUAGUGACCUCUAUGACUAAACUCAGGCAGAAAUAUGGUGACAUAUUUACCAUCUAUAUGGGGUCUCGUCCAAUCGUGGUGGUCAACGGAUACAAGUUAGUAAAACAAAUCUAUUUGGACGAUGGAGAUGAUUACUUAAAUCGAGGAGACAUGCCACCUUGGGAAUCUUUCUACAAGGGUCACGGCUUGAUUUUUACAAAAAACAUAAAGAGGUGGAGGACACUCCGUCGGUUUUCUAUGCCUGUUUUGCGGGAUCUUGGCUUUGGGAAAAGGAGCACUGAAGACCAUAUUCAAGAAGAGAUAUCCCGCCUAGUUGCAGAGCUAAAGGAAACUAAAGAAUCAGUCUUUGACCCUCGGCACUGUUUCAGCAGAGCUGUUUGCAAUAUCAUUUUCUCCAUCAUGUUCGGAAAUCAUCAUAAAUAUGAGGACGAUGACAUAGAUACUGUUUUAUCUUGUAUACAUGACACAUUAGUUAUUACCAGCUCAGCCUGGGGACAGAUGUAUGAUAUGUUUCCUGGCCUGAUGAGAAUUAUUCCUGGUCGUCACCAGCAAAUAAAUAAUCUACUGAAGAGGUUCAGCCAGUUUGUAGAAACCAGAGUACAAAUUAAUCAGAGGACUUUGGAUCCUGAUAACCCAAGGGAUUAUGUUGAUGUUUUCCUCAUUCAAGUCGAAAAGGAGAAAGUUAACCAAGAUGGUGAAUUUAACAUGAAGAAUUUACUGGCAUGCACCUUACAGAUCUUCUUUGCUGGGGUGGACACUGUCAACACAACGCUAAUCUAUUCAUUUUUAAUUCUUCUGAAAUAUCCUGAUGUUCUUGCCAAACUACACAAUGAAAUUGACCACAUCAUUGGUCGACAUCGCAGCCCAACUAUUCAAGACCGAAACAACAUGCCUUAUACAGAGGCAGUGAUCAAUGAAAUGCAAAGAUUCACUGACCUGGCUCCAUUGGGUUUUCCACGGAAAACAAUAAAAGAGGUGAAGCUAAAAGGAUACACACUACCAAAGGAUAUCGAUGUUUACCCAAUACUGACAUCUGUGCUGAAAGAUCCGUCCUGUUUUAAGUACCCAACAGACUUCAAUCCUGAAAAUUUCCUCAACGAGAAGGGUGAACUUCAGAAGAAUAAGGCCUUCAUGCCUCUAGGUGCAGGAAAGAGAAGCUGCCUCGGAGAGCCCCUCGUACGAAUGGAACUGUUCCUCUUCUUUGUCACCACCCUGCAAAAUUUUAACUUGAAGUCCCCUGUGCCACGGGAAGAGCUGGACAUUACACCCAAUAUAUCUGGACUGUUAAACUUUCCCAAACCUUACAAAGUUGCUUUUAUUUCACGUUAACACGUUAAUUUAGGAGUGUAUAUUUACUAAAGUGAGGGUUUUUAGAAAUGGAUAAAUUACCCAUAGCAACCAAUCAGAAAGUGUUCGAUGAAAAAAUUAUUCUAAGUGAUUGAUUGCUCUGGGCAAUAUCUCCACUUCUAAAAACUUGCACUAUAGUAAAUACUGUAUACCCCUAAGUGUUUACUUUGCUGAGAAUUUAAGGUGACUUAUGGGUCUAUUUACUAAGCCUUGGAUAGAGAUAAAGUCACUGGAGAUAAUUACCAGCCAGUUGGCUCCUAACUGCUAUGCCCAGUGGUGCAAGUAGAAAAAAUGUCUUACAGUUAAUGUGAGCGCGCGCCGAAGGCGCACCCGGCAAAAAAAUGGGUGUGGCCAAAUGCCACAUGGGGUGUGGCCAAUGAAAAUGGGGGCGUGAUACACAUAUGGGGGGAGGAGCAGAUAUACGUAUGAUCCCAAUAGUGCCAGAUGCACGUUGCCCCACAGUGCCAGAUAUACAGUGCACCACAGUGCCAGAUAUACAUUGCCCCACAGUGCCAGAUACACAUUACCUCACUGUGCCAGAUACACAAAUGUCCCCAGAGGGCCAGAUACACAUUGCCUCACAGUGCCAGAUACACAAAUGCCACAGAGUGCCAGAUAUACAUUGCCUCACAGUGCCAGAUACACAAAUGCCACCACUGUGUCAGAUAUACAUUGCCCCACAGUGCCAGAUACACAAAUGCCACCAGAGUGCCAGAUAUACAUUGCCUCACAGUGUCAGAUACACAUUGCCCCACAGUGCCAGAUACACAAAUGCCCCCACUAUGUCAGAUAUACAUUGCCCCCCAGUGCCAGAUACAGAAAUGCUCCCACAGUGCCAGAUAUGCCCCCAGUGCCAAAUACAGAAAUGCCCCCAGUGCCAGAUUCACAUGUCCACCCAGUGCCAGAUAUGCCCCAGUGCCAGAUACACAUGUCUCCGCAGUGCCAGAUAUGCCCCCAGUGCCAGAUACACAUCCCCCCCAGUGCCAGAUAUGCUCCCAGUGCCAGAUACACAUGUCCCCUCAGGGCCAGAUACACAUGUCCCCCCAGUGCCAGAUAUGUAUGUCCUCCCAGUGCCGGGUACAUAUGUCCCCCCAGUUCCAGAUAUCCCCCCUGGGCCAGAUAUGCCCCCAGUGCCAGGUACACAUGUCCCGCAGGGCCAUAUACACAUGUCCCCCGAGUGCCAGAUAUGUAUGUCCCCCCAGUGCCAGGUACACAUGUCCCCCCAGUGCCAGAUAUCCCCCAGUGCCAUAUACACAUGUCCCCCCAGUGCCAGAUAUGUAUGUCUCCCCAGUGCCAGGUACACAUGUCCCCCCAGUGCCAGAUAUCCCCCAGUGCCAGGUACACAAGUCCCCCCAGUGCCAGGUAUACAUGCCCCACCCAGUGCCAGGUACACAUGUCCCCCCAGUGCCAGAUAUGCUCCCAGUGCCAGGUGUACAUGACCCCCCCCUGUGCCAGAUAUCCCCCCAGUGCCAGGUACACAUGUCCCCCCAGUGCCAGAUAUGCUCCCAGUAUCAGGUAUACAUACCCCCCCAGUGCCAGAUAUGCCCCCAGUGCCAGAUAUGCCCCCCAGUGUCAGGUAUACAUGCCUACCCCCCAAUGCCAGAUAUGCCCCCAGUGUCAGGUAUACCCCCCACCCCUGCUCACCGCUGCGCUCUCCUCCCCUCACAUCAGCGGCGGGGAGCGUCGGUGUGCAGCUGACGGAGGAAGGGUGUGACGGAGCGGCAAGGAUCGGCGGCCCGUCGGUGUGGUAACGGCAGACCCACAGCUAAAUUCUUAAGGGUUCGCCGUACCCACCCGUACCCGCACACUUGCACCACUGGCUAUGCCACAGGCUGUGCUGUAAAAAUGACAGUUAGGAGCCGAUUGGCUGGUGCUUUAUAUCCAGCAACUUUAUCUCCAUCCAAGGCUUAGUAAAUAGACCCCUUAAAUACUGUAUGUAAUUUUUUGUAGUCUUUGCUUGCUGCACUUAUAAUGUACAGUAUUUUGCAAUUUUUCUAAGUUUAUUUACUCUACAUAUGUGUGUGUAUACAAGCACACAUUAGGGAUGAACAGGUUCGGUUCUCAGAUCCAAAAACGAGGCAAAAUGUCAUCAUUCCACAGUACUGCCGUACACUACUGCUAUAUACCCUCUGUGUGAUUCAAAGCAAAAUAUAUAUUUCUAUUGGUGCGUCACUCUAACUACUAAUACAGUGGCUGCUGUACACUACUUCUAUAUCCUCUGUGUGUGAUCCAGAGCAAAAAAUAUAUCUCUAUUAGUGCGUCACUCAGUGAUAACUACCAGUAUUGUCAUACACUACUGCUAUAUACCAUCUGUGUGAUUCAAAGCAAAAUAAAUAUUUCUAUUGGUGUGUCACUCUUA